This is a messenger RNA of Ruditapes philippinarum (Manila clam), 2875 nucleotides long. RefSeq lists its product as uncharacterized. Bases 444 to 2030 code for a protein of 528 amino acids. Gene Ontology annotation, molecular function: protein binding. Gene Ontology annotation, cellular component: nucleus. Lineage: Eukaryota; Metazoa; Mollusca; Bivalvia; Venerida; Veneridae. The record is from RefSeq and is a predicted model, not a curated record. The transcript has 14 exons.
CUUAGUUACUGAGUUUUUAUGAUAAUAUAAAGUUACAUAGCGGACCUUAUUAUAAAUGCAAGGAAACAAAAAAUGAGUUUAUCAUAAAUAAUUGUUUCAAAAUGUGACAUGAUAUUGCCCUAAGCAAGUUAUACGGACAAAAAUAUAGUUAAGAUAUCUUUACAUUGUAAACUAAAUUAUUUUUGAAUUAAAGGAUAUUUAAACUGAGAUAAGACCGCAUAUCAAAUAUGUUUGUUUUGUUACGGGAGAGUUUUGAAGCUUAACAAUUGGUGUUAGAGACAGAUGUUAACUUUAUUAGCUCUGGUGGCUCCGAUGUCAUGUAACUAAACAAUCGUGUAUGUCCGUUCACGUAAUCAUAUAACGAGUCAUGCAAAGUGAGCUUUUCUUAAAAAUAUACCGGAAAAAGCACCGCACUUCUAAUCACAACAUAUCAAAAAGUGCCAAUGGAUUUACGAAUAUGCAUGAUUUGGAUAUGUAUCAACGCAUGGAGUUUUGUAAACAGUCUCAAAGAGGAAACAGGUAUAGAUAUAGGUUACAGUUGUACUCAUGAUGCUGAAUGUACGACAGGGAAUGGUGGAGAAUACUCAAAAUGCAACAAAGAUCUGAACAUUUGUAUAUGUACAAUUAAUCAUCUAGGUGAAGAUAAAUGUCUUACAGACAGCGAUCAGUAUGUGAAUGUUUGCAGACAACAAACACUGUAUACGAAACCGGAAAUGUGCACCAUAGAAUGUUCGCCAAAAGGUACAAAAAUAUGGAAGAAAAACGAAGACUGGUUUGGGGAAAUAACAGUCAAGUUUGCGUCAUUAAUUCUUGAUAAAAAGACAAGUGUUUGUUACGACCCACGAAGAGCUUUAGACAGUGUUCCAGAUGAAUUUGAAAUAAGAGAAUCUACAAUACCAAAUGCAGGGUCAGGAAUUUUUACAAAAACUUACAUCGAGCAGGACACAAUGUUUGGUCCUUAUAAAGGUGCUUUUGAUCCAGACACUGAUAGUGCCUCGGAGUCAGGAUAUAGUUGGAAAAUAGCAUAUCGUCAAGGUGAAGGGCGACGGGAUGUGGAAUGGGUGGAUGCCAAAGACAUUUAUCUGUCUAACUGGUUGAGAUACAGCAAUUCACCUAUAUCACCAGAAGCAGAAAAUAUCAUAGCCUUGCAAUAUCAGGGUGAAAUGUAUUAUAUGGCAUUUAAGUCCAUCCAGCCAGGGACAGAACUACUUGUAUGGUAUGGUGACGAGUACGGUGACUUCCUUGAAAUUGAGAAGUACGAAUCUCCCAAUUACUAUCAUGCAAACGCGGGUUAUGCCGGCGGAUGGUGUGAGGAAGAGGAAGAAAGCUUGCCAUGUAUGAAUGACAAAAAUACUUUUUGCGCCGAUAAUAUAUGCUUGUGUGUACCAGGAUCUCAUUUAAGAGCAGGAAGAUGUGCUUUAGAUGAAACCCUUGAUGGAAUAUGUGUCGGAGUUGAUGGCAGCACGUGUAAAAAGGACAGAAAUGCUGAAUGUCAGAGAGGUGUUUGUGUGUGUAAAAAUAACACAACUCCAGCUGACGGAGUUUGCAGAUCCGAUGAAAUGUAUGGCGGGCGAUGUGCAGCCAAGAGCGGUCAGCCAUGUUUAAAAGGAAAUAACACAGAGUGUGUGCGUGGCUUUUGCAGGUGUAUCUACGGUGCUAGCGCUAUAGGAAAUGUAUGUGUAUUAGAUGAAACAUACCAUGGAAGAUGUUCCGGGGAUCAUGGUGACACGUGUGAUCUUGAUGACAAUGCUGAGUGCUGGAAUAAACUAUGUAUAUGUAAAAAUAAUGCUAGUGUUAUAAAUGGAAAAUGCGAAAUUGAUGAAACUCUAGGUGGUAAAUGUUUUUCUGAAGAUGGUAUUUCAUGCAAUGACGACAAGCUCGCAGUGUGCAUGAAGGGAGUGUGUGUUUGCAAGAACGGCACUACUAAUGUUGAUGGAGAAUGUAUUACGGACGGGUCUUUCCAAGGUCAAUGCAUAGAAGGGAACUGCAGUGAUAAGAAUCUUGUAUGCGAAUCUAACAUUUGUGUGUGAAGUAAUACUAUGUACAAGGGUUGAGAUGAUACUAUUUAAGAAUGGCAAUUUUAAAUUUGAAAAUGUGCAAUAACAAGAAUAAUCUCUUUUGUCUCAGACUUUUUCCACUUACAUAUCAGAUUCAAUCAAUAAAAAAAUAAUGUUCAUUGCAACAAUGGAAGCAAGUGGAAUUCAUCUAACAGUGUCACAAUCUUUGACAUUGAGACAAAUGUUUGAUAUACAAACUUUAUCAGGAAAAAUAUUCAUAUCACUUGAAUCAAAAUUAUUCACUUUGAUAUGUAUUUUAUUUUGCAUUUUUGUUUUAUUUAUUUUCUCCAUUACUUAUACUUAUAUGAUGCGGAGUUUCUCGACAUUAAUGAAAAAAAAUCAUUCAUUUUCAACUGGAAUAUACGGGCAAUAUUUAGUCAUAAUUAUUUCACAUAAUAACCUAAACUGUUUACAUUUUUGACAUCCAUGACAAAAAUUAUAAAAUGUAUAACAUAAUCAGUAAAUAUUGUGCAAUUGUAUGUGAUCUUAUUUUACGUGUUUCUUUCAAUAAACAAAUAUGAUAAUUUACACUUUGUUUUAUUUCGAACUUAGACCAUCUUUAUAGCCCGUUGAAAUCCUUUCGGCGGCCACCACCUUUUCAAGCAUUUUCAUAGAGACCCCCUACCUCAAAGUGUCGCCUCUCAGUCCGUAUAGGCAGUUACUGGUGAUGUUUCAACCCUAUGACAUUCUGAUUUAGUGGUGUGUGACAUAAAAGCGCGCGUCAGAGCACGCGAUUUCAGGACGUGACGACAUGCGCAGGCUGUUAUGGUGAUGUAUGCGCGGCUAACUUAAAAAAAAAAAAAAAAAAAAAAAAGAAA